Molecule: messenger RNA, 775 nt
Organism: Ectocarpus siliculosus
Lineage: Eukaryota; Phaeophyceae; Ectocarpales; Ectocarpaceae
Source: the annotation of a GenBank genome assembly
AUGUACGGCGUCAAAAGGGAAGACGCCUCAGUGAUGGUGGAGCUCUACAUGCCGGAUGGGAACAACCUCCACGUCACCAGGACGUGCUCGAGAAAGAACAACUCGUCCAACUGGCACAUAAAUGGCAGGUCCUAUUCGGGCAAGGAAGUGGAGAGCAAGAUAAGGGCCCUUGGCAUUCAGGUCGACAACCUCUGUACCAUGCUGCCGCAGGACAAGAUCGGCGACUUCUCGGGCUUUACGCCAGAUAGCUGCUGCUGGAAACGGAGAAGGCCUUGUCCAUCACCGAGCUGUACGACCCGCACAUGAAGCUCAUCGACCUGCAAGACUCGAAAAGGCAAGACUCAGAACGAGGAGGAGACGAGGACCAAGCUGGAUGACAUGGAAUCGGAGUUGUCCACCCUCGAGAAGGACGUGCAACGCUACCAAGAGCGCCAAGAGAAGCAGGAGAGGGCUUGAGCUGCACAAAAAGCGGAAGAUUUUUUGGAGAACGUGGCGAACCUGAGAAGGCAAGGGCACGCGACUCAGUUGCCCGAGGAAGAGGCCGCCAAGGAGCUCGAGAUGGCUGAGGAGGCCGACAAACCUGUGGAGUAUGAUGAAGAGGUGCGUGCAUGAUGGAGCCAAUGCCCUCGGUUGCUCUUUUCGCACAAAGAAGGCGGUGCUGAACGCACGGGUACACUCGGGGGGCGAGUGGUCCGUGCCUACCGUCCUCUUCCUCAUGGCCCUGCAGGGUCUGGUGGCCAUGGACAACGACGACAUGAAGAUCGCCGUCCUCAUG